Molecule: messenger RNA, 1419 nt
Organism: Paramecium primaurelia
Lineage: Eukaryota; Ciliophora; Oligohymenophorea; Peniculida; Parameciidae
Source: the annotation of a GenBank genome assembly
CAGAAACUAAGAUGUCAUAUAAGCAAGCCAAAAAUCAUAAAAUCCAAAUAUUUAAAUUAACUAAUUAGAGAUUUAAAAUUUAGGGAUUCCAACACUUCAAUAAACAUUAUCUCAAGCAAAAUAAUCAUUUGAAAUAGUUGAUUUAUAUGGUAAAGGUUUAUUUAAAUCAUUUAUUUAAAGGUGUAAGCCUACAGAAAAUGGGUCGAUAUGAAAAGGCAAUUGAAUGGUAUGACAAAGCAUUGGCCAUCAAUCCGUAAUUUUUAGCUUGUUUUCAUAAAAAAGGUAUAGUUAAAGUAAUAAUUUUAAGGAACAUGCCUACAGAAAACCGGCCAUUAUGAAUAGGCAAUUGAAUGGUAUGACAAAAAAUUGGACAUCAAUCCGUCAUCUUUACUUUCUUUACAUGGCAAAUGUAUAUUUAAACCAAUUAACUAAAGGUGUAUGCUUACAAAAAAUGGGUCGAUAUGAAUAGGCAAUUGAAUGGUAUGACAAAGCAUUGGCCAUCAAUCCGUAAAUUUUAGCUUGUUUUCAUAAAAAAGGUAUAGUUAAAGUAAUAAUUUUAAGGUACACGCCUACAAUAAAUGGGUCAAUAUGAAUAGGCAAUAGAAUGGUAUGACAAAGUAUUGGCUAUAAAUCCUUAAUCUGUGCAUUCUUUACAAGGCAAAGGUAUAUUUAAAUCAUUUAUUUAUUAAAAGGUUUUUGCUUACAGAAAAUGUGUCAAUAUGAAAAGGCAAUAGAAUAGUAUGACAAAGAAUUGGCCAUUAAUCAGUAAUCUGUAAAUUCUUUACAUUUAAAAGGUAUAUUCAAAUCAAUUAUAUAAAGGUUUUUGCUUACAGAAAAUGUGUCAAUAUGAAAAGGCAAUAGAAUGAUAUGACAAAGAAUUGGCCAUUAAUCAGUAAUCUGUGCCUUCUUUACAUUUCAAAGGCAUAUUAACAUCAAAUAUAUAAAGGUUUUUGCUUACAGUAAAUUGGUCAAUAUGAAGAGGCAAUUGAAUGGUAUGACAAAUCAUUGGCCAUCAAUUCAUAAUUUAUAGCUUCUAUUCAUAAAAAAGGUAUAUAAUGCAAUAAUUUAAGGUACAUGCUUACAGUAAAUUGGUCAAUUUGUAUAGGCGAUUGAAUAGUAUGAUAAAGCAUUGACCAUCAAUCCGUAAUAUAUACAUUCUUUAAAUAUAAAAGGUGUAUUUAAAUCAAUAAUCUAAAGGUACAUGUCUACAGUUAAUGGGUCAAUUUGAAUAAGCAAUUAAAUCGUAUGAUACAGCAUUGCUCAUCGAUCCAUAAUUUUUAGAUUGUUUUCUUAACAAAGGUAAAGUUAAUUCAAUAAUCUAAAGGUAAUUGCCUAAAUGAAAUGUGUCAAUACAAUUAGGCAAUUAAAUGCUAUCAAAAAGCAUUCAUCAUUGAUCCGCAAUUUGAAUAAUAUUACAAA